Messenger RNA from Condylostylus longicornis, 1082 nucleotides. Its product is annotated as steroid receptor RNA activator 1-like. Bases 116 to 943 code for a protein of 275 amino acids. NCBI's taxonomy places the organism in Eukaryota, Metazoa, Arthropoda, Insecta, Diptera, Dolichopodidae. Gene Ontology annotation, cellular component: nucleus. Gene Ontology annotation, biological process: regulation of transcription by RNA polymerase II. The record is from RefSeq and is a predicted model, not a curated record. The transcript has 4 exons.
UAUAUAUUUGACGAUGUGUUGUGUUCUUGAAAUCCUCAAAAUGUUAAGAUUAUAAAUAUUUUGAAGAAAAACACUGAUAAAUAAUAUUUGUAAACAAAGAAUCAUCUUAAUUUAAAUGGCCGACAAUAAUAAGUCGUUAAAUUCUCAACGUGGGCAAAGUGACCCAGGUUGGAAUGAUCCCCCUAUGAUGCAAUUCAAUCCAACAGGGCAAGGCACAAAUAAGAGCAAACUUAACCUUAAUAAGAGAAUAGCAUUUCCAAUGACCAAUACAGUAAAACCUACAGCUAUAGUUCAGCCCAGUCAAGGUGGUCUUCCACUAACGGCAAUUCCAACACAGUCAUCACAAUUGCCUGUAGCUGUAGUGCCUCCAAUGCCCCACUCUCAAGUUCUUUUGCCGCCACAAACAAAUCGAGUUCCACCUUUAACUGCAAGCGUUGUUCCUGGUAAUAAUGAAGAUUUAAUCGACGAAGACGAAGUCCGAGACUUUUGUUUAAAUACUUUCCAAACCCACUUGGCCAACGUUAUCGAAAGUAGUAACGUGCGAACUGACGAAAUACAACGACGACUGAAUAUACUUAGUCAGAUGUGGUUGGAUAAGGAAUUAGAUAAAUCUGUACACAAACAGCUUUUAUGCAUAGCAAAAGCUUUACAAUCAAAAAACUUCAAUGAUGCCAUUGAAAAUCAUAGAAUUCUAGUUGUGAACCAUUCGAACCUUUGUCUGCAGUGGGCCACAGCAUUACGUCAAAUAAUUUUAACAAUUAAAAAUGAGAGAAAUAAUUCCGAACUUGAGAGUUCGUCAAAUAGUGGAACGUUUUCAAAUUUGGGCAAUAUUUUAAUACCAGCGGUAAAUCCAAUGGCUUACAGUGAUAUUAAUACUACAUCGCAAGCUUUACUCAAUAGCGAAACGCAAUCUGAAUCUGCUUCCAAUAUUCAGCAUAUAUGAGAGUAAAAAACUUAUUGUAUUUGAUUAUAGCAUUUCUUUAUUUAUUCAUAACGAAAAAAAAUAUUUUGUUAAAGUAUAGUUUUAUUUUUGGAAAACAAAAAAUUAUUUCGAUUAAAACAAAAAAAUAAUUAAAAAUACA